This is a messenger RNA of Eptesicus fuscus (big brown bat), 4707 nucleotides long. RefSeq names its product calpain 5 (gene CAPN5). Gene Ontology annotation, cellular component: cytoplasm. Gene Ontology annotation, molecular function: calcium-dependent cysteine-type endopeptidase activity. Lineage: Eukaryota; Metazoa; Chordata; Mammalia; Chiroptera; Vespertilionidae. The transcript has 13 exons. Gene Ontology annotation, biological process: proteolysis. The coding region runs from base 218 to 2140 and encodes 640 amino acids. The record is from RefSeq and is a predicted model, not a curated record.
CCCAGCUCCAGCCCCUGCGCUUGCCAGCCCCACCUGAUCCCCGGCCGGAACCGAAGGCUACUGCCCGGGGCCCGUCGAGCCUCCGCUCCGGUGCCCGCGCGGUGCCCGCAUCCCGGAGUCCGGCUCGACCGGUGGCGGCGCUGCAGGUGCCCCCGGGGCCGCCCACGCAGCCCUCUGCUGCCUGGUCUCGGCCUCCCCGCCCGGGGCAGCGGCCACCAUGUUCUCCUGCGUGAAGCCCUACGAAGAGCAGAACUACUCAGCGCUGAAGCGGGCCUGUCGGCGCAGGAAGGUGCUCUUCGAAGACCCCAACUUCCCAGCCACCGACGACUCGCUGUACUACAAGGGCACCCCGGGGCCUGGCGUCAGGUGGAAGCGGCCCAAGGACAUCUGCGAGGACCCCCGCCUCUUUGUGGACGGCAUCAGCUCCCACGACCUGCACCAGGGCCAGGUGGGCAACUGCUGGUUUGUGGCAGCCUGCUCAUCGCUCGCCUCCCGAGAGUCGCUGUGGCAGAAGGUCAUCCCCGACUGGAAGGAGCAGGAGUGGGACCCCGAGAAGCCCGAUGCCUACGCGGGCAUCUUCCACUUCCAUUUCUGGCGCUUUGGGGAGUGGGUGGAUGUGGUCAUCGACGACCGGCUGCCCACGGUCAACAACCAGCUCAUCUACUGCCACUCCAACUCCCCAAACGAGUUCUGGUGUGCCCUGGUGGAGAAGGCCUAUGCCAAGCUGGCGGGCUGUUACCAGGCCCUGGAUGGAGGCAACACGGCGGAUGCGCUGGUGGACUUCACAGGCGGCGUGUCUGAGCCCAUCGACCUGACCGAGGGUGACUUUGCCAAUGACGAAGCCAAGCGGAACGCGCUCUUCGAGCGCAUGCUGAAGGUGCACAGCCGGGGCGGCCUCAUCAGCGCCUCCAUCAAGGCCGUGACGGCGGCGGACAUGGAGGUCCGCCUGGCGUGUGGCCUGGUGAAAGGCCACGCCUAUGCCAUCACCGACGUGCGCAAGGUGCGCCUGGGCCACGGCCUGCUGGCCUUUUUCAAGUCCGAGAAGCUGGACAUGAUCCGCCUGCGCAACCCCUGGGGCGAGCGGGAGUGGAACGGGCCGUGGAGCGACACCUCAGAGGAGUGGCGGAAGGUGAGCAAGAGCGAGCGGGAGAAGAUGGGCGUGACUGUGCAGGAUGAUGGCGAGUUCUGGAUGACCUUCCAGGACGUGUGCCAGUACUUCACCGACAUCAUCAAGUGCCGCCUGCUCAACACGUCUUACCUGAGCAUCCACAAGACCUGGGAGGAGGCCCGGCUGCGCGGGGCCUGGACGCGGCACGAGGACCCGUGGCAGAACCGCAGCGGGGGCUGCAUCAACCACAAGGACACCUUCUUCCAGAACCCACAGUACAUCUUUGAUGUGAAGAAGGCAGAAGAUGAAGUGCUGAUCUCCAUCCAGCAGCGGCCUAAGCAGUCCACCCGUCGGGACGGCAAGGGCGAAAACCUGGCCAUCGGCUUCGACAUCUACAAGGUGGAGGAGAACCGCCAGUACCGCAUGCACAGCCUGCAGCACAGAGCCGCCAGCUCCAUCUACAUCAACUCGCGCAGUGUCUUCCUGCGUACGGACCAGCGGGCGGGGCGCUACGUCAUCAUCCCCACCACCUUCGAGCCGGGCCACACCGGCGAGUUCCUGCUCCGAGUCUUCACCGACGUGCCCUCCAACUGCCGGGAGCUGUGCCUGGACGAGCCGCCCCGCUCUUGCUGGAGCUCCCUGUGCGGCUACCCGCAGCUGGUGACCCAGGUGCACGUCCUAGGGGCUGCUGGUCUCAAGGACUCCCCGACAGGGGCUAACUCUUAUGUGAUCAUCAAGUGCGAGGGGCACAAAGUCCACUCAGCCAUGCAGAAGGGUACCUCGACACCCGAGUAUGAUGUGAAAGGCAUCUUCUACCGCAAAAAGCCAGGCCAGCCCAUCACUGUCCAGAUCUGGAACCACCGAGUCCUGAAGGAUGAGUUCCUGGGCCAGGUGCAGCUGAAGGCUGACCCCGAUGACCUCCAGGCCCUGCACACCCUCCACCUCCGGGACCGAGACAGCCGGCAGCCCAGCGACCUGCCAGGCACCAUUGCCGUGCGCAUCCUCAGCAGCGCCUCCCUCACGGCCGUCUGAGGCCUCUCUGCCUCCCCGGCCCCCACGGUUCUCACCGCCACCUGCAUGUCCCCGGCCAGGGGUUAGCCUGGGAGCUAGGACACUGCGACCUUUUCCCAACGUUCCCCCGACGCGCUGUGUGACCUUGGGAGGUCUCUGCCGCUCUCUGGGCCUCAGUGUCCUGAGGACCCCACAGCGUUCCUUUCUCACGGAGACGUCCUCUUGCCUGAGAUUUAAACAGCCCUCCUUUCCCCAGCUGUCCCCGCUGCUAAGGGACUCGACCCGUUGAAAAUGUUCCCCCCCCCCGGCCCUGCUGUCAGCCCACGGAGUGCCAAGAUGUCACUUGUUUACACACAAACUGCCACAGCCCCAAACCCACUCUCGCCCCUCCUUUCCUGCGCCUGCCCCCGUGUCCCGGACGUCGCUUUCUCUGUCACUGAACUUGACUUUCUAGCCACCUGGAAAGGGCUCUUGGCCCUUCCUGGGUUCCUGCUCCGGCCGGAAUUUGGGAAACAUGCAGGUGACGUUGGUUCAUUCUUGAAUCCCAUCCACCUGCCCAUCCACUCAUUCCUUCAACAGAGAUUUGCCAAGUGAGUAAGCGACCCCGUGAGACCCCAGGGGGAGCUGGGCCCCUGCCCCCGGCUCCGGGAGACCUGGCGUCAAUGCUGGGCCGCAGCUCUGCUCCGAGUCCCCUCUGGCACGUGGUUGGAUGCCCAGAGAGCUGCAGCUACCGUCUCACCCCGUGUUGAUCUCACCCCCGGCCUCUGGUUUAAGGCCCCCCGAGAAGUUUUGUCAGCGAUGGAAAGGAAGGGCGUCUUCCUGUCUCCACGGCCCUGGUCCCAGAAGGAGUGUGCCCAGGGGCCAGGCGGGUAGGGAGGACAUGUGGACGCAAGGGGGAGGGACAUGUCCUCAGGACCCCCUUUGCUGCAAGCACGGGAACUUCCUGGGAGAAGGGGCUCCGGGUUGUUGGCAUCAGGGCUUGGCAGGAGAGAGGGAAGCCCAUCACCAGACCAGAGGCUCUCGGCCAACAUUCCCCCCAAAAUGCAGCCAGCGAGGCCACAGCCCUCUUCCUGCUGCCCAGACCAAAAUGUUCCUUUCAGUCCUCAACAUUUUAUAUUCUUUCUGUUUUAAAACGCUCCGUUUUAACCAGGGGUUUUAAAAGGAAAACUGAAAGCCGGUGGACCCCUUUUCUCCUCUUAAACCCCAGUUCUUGUGGUCCUCUGAUUUUAUUUUUAUGUUUUUAUUGAUUUAUUUUAUUUUAUUUUUGUUAGAGAGAGGAAGGGAGAGGGAUAGAAACAUUGAUAAGAGAGAAACAUCAUCAAUUGGCUGCCUCCUGCACGCCCCCUACUGGGGAUCGAGCCCCCCUGGGCAUGUGUCCUGACUAGGAAUCGAACCAGUGACCUCUUGGUUCCUGGGUCGAUGCUCAACCGCUGAGCCACACCGGCUGGGCUGAUUUUAUUUUGAUUCCACUUGGGGAGGGGUAAGGAGAAGCCAGACCUUCUCAGAAGGGGUCUGGAGGUGGAUAAAGAAGAGGGUGUGUUGUACUUUGAUGUUUUUCAAGUCAGCAUCAGCCAUGCGGGGCGCUGUACCCACUUAGGGUCUCUCUUAACCCUUCUCGGGCUCCGGAUCGGGCCACGUAAAUAAAAACGUUCAGCCGGCUCAAGAACAGGCAUGCCUGUGGGCUUGCCAGGAAGUCCUUCGGAAACCUGAAUUCCCGGCCCCAGUGUCCUGGCUGGAGGCGCUGCAUUCUGGACUUUGCCUCCUCACCCUGUGGCCAGCUCUGCUCCUGUGUCGGGGCCCCGGGCCACGUGAGGGCCAGGAACUGCACAACAAGGAGGACAGGAGGACUCCUGGGCAAGCUGCAACUUCCUCUCGAGAACCUGGGCCUGGGGCCCGGACCCUACCGAUGACCAGGAGCAAAUCAUCCAACCUCCUGUGCCUCGAUGGCCCCCUUCUGCAACGCGGGGCCAGUGAUUCCUGUUUGCCAGCACUCUCACGAACAAGUGCUGAAUAAGGGCAAAACCACACCCUUUCUCUGUGUCUCUGUAUGCGUGCACACUGUACACUCUCAUGUAAUCACUUCUCAAUGUCUAUUUCAAAUGAACACUCCUCUGAGUCGGGGUGGAGAAGCAAGGGCCGGAGACGCCAACGUGGGGCCUCCGGGACUGACGUGUGGAUCUGUUCUCAGCUGUGUCCACCUGGGCCUUGGGUCAAACCAGGACCACCUGGCAGGCCUGUGGGCUCCAGCCCUGCCCCCCAACAGGACUUGUUCGGGAGCCCUGCCCUUGCUUUCUGCUCCUCGGGGUGGGCCAGGCUGGAUCCUGGAUGCGUGGAGGCCCCUGGUUCCCGGAAGUCUUGGGGAUGGGGCAGGUGAGGUUGGAGUUCUGGGCUGGGACUGGAGGGUGGGUGGGGAGAACAGCUGCUCCGUGCGCCUGAGGCACCCUCAGUCCACAGGGGCCUGUCUCCGUGUGCAGAUGGGCCGGGCCUCCGGUUCAUACCACCCCAUCUGGGCCUCACUCCCCUCAGGGCCCACCGUGAGGCCAGGGAGACCUGUUCUGUUCUCAGAAUAAACAUGACCACAAUCUCAG